Messenger RNA from Neocloeon triangulifer, 2359 nucleotides. It is a transcript of the gene Tmem214, whose product is annotated as transmembrane protein 214-B. The transcript is spliced from 12 exons. The record is from RefSeq and is a predicted model, not a curated record. Gene Ontology annotation, cellular component: endoplasmic reticulum; Golgi apparatus. Bases 129 to 2270 code for a protein of 713 amino acids. Lineage: Eukaryota; Metazoa; Arthropoda; Insecta; Ephemeroptera; Baetidae.
CACAUCUACGUCAACAGAAAAGAAAGGACCGAUCGCGAACAGAUACCCGAGCAAGUUUUGGCUUUAGAAAUCGAACGGAGCUGUUCUUUUAUUAAACGUGUCACUCUUGGCAAGUAGACAAAAUCGCUAUGUCCUAUCAGUGGGAAGUUGUCGGAGGAGGUAAAAAGGCCAAGGCGGUGAACGGUCAACAGAACAAUAAAUUGACGAAGAGCGAGAAGAAAAAAUUUGUCGAGAAUGCCCCAAAGGCCGAAGACAUACUGCCCUUGGUCGAGGUGCAAACUCUAUACUCCAAAUUGGACAGGAAGAAGAAGCCCAGCCGUGAUGAUUCCUCAGAGAGCAAGCAGAAUAAUCAGACCGGCAAUGGUAAAUCAGCAGGAAAGGCGCAGCCUGAGGCGACCAAGCCACCGGCUGCAAAGUCCAAGAAGCAGACUCCUUCUCCUGCAAAAUCUGUCAAGGAAGAGUCUCCUGAACAAAAAGCUAGGAAAGCUCUUAAAAGUGUGGACGUGUCGGAAAUCAGUGCCUUGGUUGAGUCGGGCAAGCAGCAAUACGAAGAGGAACCUUCAGUUUGGCUUCGGUUUUUGGCCUCUAGCCUGACCUCAAAACUUACUCCUGUGGUUUGGAGCUACUUGAACAUCGAAGAUUUAAAAUCGUCCAUUCUGGAGCUCUGUCCAGGAGAACUGAAAAAAAUGCUCACUUCGAUUGUCAAAGAGCUGGAUCCUUUGAUUCAACAAGCCUUUUACGAGAACUGUCUCAGUGCCAUCGCAAAUGACAUAAGCAAAGAGCUGAAAGUGGAUGGCUGGUUGCUCUUAAUUGAAACAUUGUCCCAUGUGUCUCCAGACUUGGCUGUGAACAACCUUGCUCGAUAUGAAUCUAUCAUGGUUUCAUAUCAAAACAGACCAGUGGUAGGUAAAACAUUGCUUUGGGCUCUUGGCCAAGCUGGAAUGAGAAAUCUGGCCAUCGGAGUCAAAGUUUGGCAUGCGAUUUAUUGCCCCAGGUCUGAGACAAAAAACUACUCAAAAAUUGUUAUUGGCCACUUUUGCACUAUGAUCCAAGUAGCAUCAACGAAAAGCAAGAACGUCGCUGACAACACCAUUAAUAUUGAGAAAUACCGAAACUUCCUUCAGCAGCUCACUUCAAAACCACUCAUUGACCACCCUCUGACUGAUCCAGCCUUCAAGUCCUUACAACUGCUUGCUGUAAAGACAAUCAGCCUGUCUGUUAUUUUUGAGGAGCUCUUCAACCAGUUUGAGGGAAGUCACUUUGUUGAUGGUGACAAAGCUAUGAAGCAGGUUAUGGAAGGAUUGACAUGGUGCCUUAAAAAAGACGCAAAGGAGGCUGGUCUCGCGUGGAAUACUAUUUUGGGCAACAAAAGUUACUCAAAAGCCUUUGAAACAACGUAUCAGCUCUUAAAGCAUAUCCAAUCGUCCUGGAACAAGAAUAACAAAGACCUGGAGAACUUGGCUUCUGACGGAAGCUUCAGAGAGGGAUUUGAGUCUGCCCUGAAAAGUGUCCAGAAAAAGUGUGAACCCCUGCAAGAUAACACCAAGGUGCCUGCUAAACAAUGCAUCCAGAUUUCUCAGAGCCUCGUCAAUCGCCUUAAGAAGAUUCAAAUUGAAAGCUCCAGCAAAAUGAGUGGAUUCCCUUGGAAGACUGCAAAUCUGAUUCUCAUCAUAGCCAUUUCCUCAAUUGUGGCGUAUGAUGUCAAGAUUCAUGAUGGAUUUGAACAGUCCAGUACAGGAAUUUUCCUAAAAAAUAUUGGUGCUCUUCACUAUGGAGAAAUUGCGUUGAACAAAACCAGAGAAUAUUACCAAGUCGCCUACAAAUGGAGCGAAAAGGAGAUUCCUCCUGUUUGGAACAAGUAUGGAGCUCCAACUUGGCAGGUUGCAAGAGAGCAGAGCCUCAAACUUUUUGAAGCUUCUAAAACUUUAGCUCUUAACAUUUCCAACUGGGCUUCGGAAACAUGGCCAAAAGUGGUAUCAACGAUUGACGAGUACGCCCCUGGUCUGACAGACAAGGUUGCCGAGUUUGGCAAGAUAGGCUGGCAAUACACAAAAGAGUUUGGUCAGAUUGGAUAUGCAUACACCUUGGAUGGAGUUUCGUGGGUCAACAAGAAUGCUUUUGGUGGCCAACUUUCUGCCGAGUACUUUUCUCAAAUGUCUAGUGCCGCCUACAACGCUUCGCACGCAUUAGCAGUGGAAACAUACCAGUGGAUCUCGCAGAUGGUCUUGCCUCUGAAAUCAAAUGCUGUCCCACCAGUAAAGAGUUCAUAAUCGAACACAUUCCCUGGUUUGAGACCCACCUUUUGAAAUUCAAAUUCAAUCUCGCCUAUAUUGCCAUUGGUUUUUUUUUAUUAUUUUUU